Pseudocercospora fijiensis CIRAD86 is the source of this 1029-nucleotide messenger RNA. RefSeq lists its product as uncharacterized. Bases 72 to 953 code for a protein of 293 amino acids. The record is from RefSeq and is a predicted model, not a curated record. The transcript is spliced from 2 exons. Lineage: Eukaryota; Fungi; Ascomycota; Dothideomycetes; Mycosphaerellales; Mycosphaerellaceae. Gene Ontology annotation, molecular function: S-adenosylmethionine-dependent methyltransferase activity.
AUGCUGCACCUCCAUACCUGACAGCGCCAUAAACAUUCCAAGGAGUCGAACAGGUCGUAUAUUCAUUCACCAUGGCUACUUUCGCCAAGUCUACAUUUGGUCAUGCCUCGUACGCUGCCUUUCGACCUUCAUACCCGACCAGUCUCUACAAUGCCGUCCUAGCCUACCAUCGCGGUCCGAAACGAUUCUGCCUUGACCUUGGAUGCUGCACCGGUAUAGCGACGCGUGAAAUGAGCAAGCGCUUCGAAAGAGUCGUAGGCACGGACCCGUCCGCAGGCAUGGUAAAGCAGGCACAAGAGCGAGCAGCGAAAGAGCAAUCGUCAAACAUCGAGUUCAGACAAGCUUCAGCCGAGGCUUGUGAAUUCAUCCGCGACGGCGAGGUCGACUGUGCAAUGGCCGCACAAGCCGCACAUUGGUUCGACUUCUCUCGUCUGUGGCCGGAGAUCAAUCGCAUCGUGAGACCUGGCGGCACGCUGGCAUUCUGGGGAUACAAAGACCAUGUGUUUGUGGAUUUCCCCAAAGCUAGUGAAAUCAUGAUGUCUUAUGCCUAUGACAAGCAUCCAGACAAGCUAGGAUCGUAUUGGCCUCAGCCUGGUCGAUCGUAUGUUCAGGACAAGCUGCGGGUCAUCCAACCGCCUGCUGAACAUUGGGACGACCUUCGGCGGAUCGAGUAUGAGCCUGGCACUAAUGGCAAGCAUACUGGCGAGGGCACUCUGUUUAUGGAGAAGACUGUUAGCGUGGGUGAAUGCAAAGAGUAUGUGCGCACGUGGUCGUCAUAUCAUGGCUGGAAGGAAGCGCAUCCGGGCCAGGAAGCUCGUUCGAAAGGCGGGAAUGGCGAUAUCAUGGAUCGAAUGUUUGACGAGCUUGCCCAGAGCGAUUCGCAUUUUCGCAAUGAUGAGAAUCUCGUGGAUAUUGAAUGGGGCUCGGCGUUGGUUAUGGCGAGGCGCAAGUGAAGCUACCGUGCCUUUACGCAUACGUGUGGAAGAUGCGUGUGGAAUACUUCUCAGGGCCCACAAAGAUUUUUACCUC